ACAUGGCACUGUCGUGUUAAGAGGAAUCCGCUUUUGCUUCCUUUUUCGCUAGAAGUUUGGAACUCAUUGUUGAAGUUCGGUGUAAAGGUCACUCUAAACUGCUGCUGUCAGGCUGUUUCACGUACAUGAUUAAGAGAUCAAACGUUUUCUGUAGACUAUAGUUUCUAUUGCGGAGAAAGUUAGCUAGUAGGCUAUCCAGCUAGCUAAUUCCGCGCAUGUGCAUUGUGUUUUUUGGUCUUCGGGGACUUAUCUCGACAGAAUAGGUUUUGUUCUGAGUCUUUGUAAAAGUUCAGUUUGCAUAAAUAGCGGGCAGAGGACAAGGCCAAACAAAGACAUCAAAGUUACUAGCAGUGAGGUACGAAGGCUUCCCCCAAUCAAGGCAGACCUAGCUGCGCAUUUCUACAUGUGAUUGUUGUCUGGUGAGGUAGCUGUGGUUAAAGAUGAGGCUGAGCGGUGUGUUGGUGUGUGUGAUCCUGCUUUGGGUUGAAGGGUCGUGGGGUGACACACCUGCCAACUGCACCUAUGAGGACCUGCUGGGGACUUGGGUGUUCCAGGUGUCCACGGGUGGACACGACAAGACCAUCAACUGCUCCGCUCAAGCUACAGGUGAGAGCACAGUGACCGUGACCCUGGACAAACUGUCGGUAGCCACAGAUGAGCUGGGGAACACCGGCUUCUUCACCCUCAUCUACAACCAGGGUUUUGAAGUGGUCAUUAAUGGAUACAAAUGGUUCGCCUUCUUCAAGUACACUGAAGAAGGCCCUAAGGUGACCAGCUACUGUGACCAGACCCUGCCAGGGUGGGUGCAUGAUGUCCUGGGUCACAACUGGGCCUGUUUUGUAGGGAAGAAGGUGAAGUCAGUACCAUCUCACUCAUACUACAAGCCAGUCUACAGCAGCAGGCUGCUCCAGAAGCCGUACAAACACAACCCGGACUUUGUGAAUUCCAUUAACUCUGUUCAGAAAUCCUGGAGAGCCACUGCCUACCUUGAGCAUGAGAUGUACACUCUGCAGGAGCUGCACUACAGGGCAGGAGGUCCUGCCUCCCGGAUCCCCAUGCGUGUGCGUCCCAUGCCUGUGACAGCUGAAGUGGCAAAGAUGGCGGCCGCUCUGCCUGAGCGCUGGGAUUGGAGAAAUGUUAACGGCGUUAACUUUGUCAGCCCUGUGCGAAACCAAGCAUCAUGUGGUAGCUGCUACUCCUUUGCUUCUAUGGGAAUGCUGGAAGCUCGCAUUCGAAUCCUCACUAACAACAGUGAGAGCCCCAUCCUCAGCCCGCAGCAAGUGGUCUCCUGUUCUGAAUAUUCUCAAGGUUGUGACGGAGGGUUCCCAUACCUGAUUGGGAAGUAUGCGCAGGACUUUGGGAUCGUGGAUGAGUCAUGCUUCCCGUAUGUUGGAAAGGACUCCCCGUGUGGCGUUCCUCAGAACUGCGUUCGCAUGUACACUGCACAGUACAAUUAUGUCGGUGGGUUUUAUGGCGGCUGCAGUGAAAUGGCUAUGAUGUUGGAUCUGGUCAAAAAUGGACCCAUGGCAGUUGCUUUUGAGGUUUAUCCUGACUUCAUGCACUAUAAAGAGGGCAUCUACCACCAUACGGGCCUGGCAGACCCCUUCAACCCCUUUGAGCUCACCAACCAUGCUGUGCUGCUGGUGGGCUAUGGCCGCUGCCACAUGACCGGACAGAAGUACUGGAUUGUGAAGAACAGCUGGAGCACCAACUGGGGCGAGGAUGGCUAUUUCCGAAUUCGCCGUGGGAGUGAUGAGUGCGCCAUUGAGAGCAUUGCAGUCGCAGCCAAUCCCAUUCCCAAACUGUAGAAACAAGAAAGUCCGAUUGCAGUGGAGCUGAUGUGAAUUUGAUUCUCAAAAGUGCAACUUGAAAUCAAUCUCUGAUCAGUCUAACAGUUUUUAUUCCACAAUAAAUCUCAAAUCUGAUUUUUCACAGCAGGUUACAUCAUACGCCUAAUGGGUAGCACUCAACAGGCCUUUGCUUCUAAUCAAACAAGUGGUGUCAGCUAGACCUGUAGGGGACCUGAUGACAAUUUUGAAAAAAAAAAUGGACAAAGAUUUUUUUUUUUAAGAUAACUGCAUUGGGUGUUGGAUGAGUUGGGCAGAUGUCCAGUAUUGAAGACAAGUGGGACAUAAGGUUCAGUUGUAUGCCUAAAUAAUAAAAUGACAUGUUUAUAGCACCUCAAAUGAUUGGAGUUGAAGGUACACAUUAAUUCUGAGUUUUGACAUCCAUGUUUUCUACAUACACUAUACCAAAGUCCUGUCAAACUGAAACUACCACAAAUUUCUAGUUUGCUGUGCUUUUUGAUUUGCUGCCCGUGGUUGAAUUGAUUUCAAGCUCAAUCUGCCAAAACAAAAGGACCGCUGCUUGCUGUUACAAAUCAUGGUAGUUUGUUAUUGAAAGUUUAAGGGAACUGACAGCUGAAGGGAUUGUUAGCUUGUCAGGCGCACAACCUUGAUUCAUUGUCUCAGGGAAUCAGUGAAGAGAUUUUCUGUUUUGUUUCUUUUUUGCCACAUAUUAAAGCCUCGACUGCCAUGUCUCUCGGUGGACUAAAUUCAAGGGAUAUUUGAUCAAUGGAAUAAAGGGAUCUGGCUGGCUGAUUGUAGUGCCUUUUAUUUUCACUCCAUGUUAGAAAAGUGUUGCCAUUGCAUUGUGAAAUUUUCACUUUUGGAUAAAAUGUACAAAAUAAAAAUUAUUCAGAAGAAUAA
Molecule: messenger RNA, 2708 nt
Organism: Cheilinus undulatus (humphead wrasse)
Lineage: Eukaryota; Metazoa; Chordata; Actinopteri; Labriformes; Labridae
Gene: ctsc
Product: cathepsin C
Exons: 8
Coding region: 441-1808 (455 amino acids)
Cellular component (GO): lysosome
Molecular function (GO): cysteine-type endopeptidase activity
Source: RefSeq, a predicted model, not a curated record